AUGACGACCGAAGCUCAGACUACUAAACGCCUUCACAUUACCCCUUUCACACCGGAUCUCCUACCCUCCGUGCUAGGUGCCUCGGUUCAACCCUUAGCCACUGAAGUCUCCUUUCAUUGCAUCCCAACUUACCCGGAGAAUAAUUACGGCUACGUGACCCUACCCGCAAUGGAGGCGGAUAAGGUUAAAAAGAAGUUGAACGGAUCGAUUCUCAAAGGCCGAAAAUUCAACGUGGAGGAAGCCCGGUCACAUAAGAGAUCUCGAGACGAGACUGAGGCCCACGGCCCGGCGUCCGAUCGCAAAUCUACCUCCGACAAAAAGCAGAAAAAGCGAAAGUCCGAAGACAAUGUGUUAGAUGGGUAUGAGAUUCCGUCGGACCGCAAGGUUAAGAGAGGCUGGACCGAGUCGACACAGCAUAAGGGGGAAAGACGCAAGGAUGAAAAAAAGAAGGGGAAGGAUCGGAAAUCGUCCAAGUCCCAGGCCAAAUCCAAAUAUACUGAGAAACCCGAAUGUCUUUUCCGGACAAACAUCCCUCCCAACCGACACUCCCCCGCCGAAGAAAAGCCAGAAAAGCAGUCUAAGAAAAAAAAGAAGUCUACCCAGGAGUCCGUGGUCCAUGAAUUCGCCAAUACGGUUACUCACCCAAGUUUCCUUCGGUCGGCCGGUGAUGAGGCAGCACCCACAUCUUCCUUCGUAGAGGGUAAGGGAUGGGUGGACGAGUCCGGGAAUAUCAAAGAACAGGCCAGCGACCACAUCAGAAAAGCCGAAUACAAGCCUGGGCAAAUAGACGGCGCUAAACAGAAGGGCCGAUCAAACACGUCUCUGGCAAGCAGGGAGUCCAAGUCCAAGAAGGCUCCCCCCAAAAAUGAUGCAUCUGAUGAAUCGGAUGAUUGGACCUCCUCCAGCGGCGCUUCGUCGUCUGAUGAUGAGAGCAUGUCAUCCAGCUCAUCGGAUUCAGAAUCGUCUUCCAGUGGUGAUGAGAUUGAUGUGCAGACAAAACCUGAAACAUCCGCCGAAACCCAGAAUGGCGGCCCCGCGGACUCUGAUGCAUGGGUAGAUGGCAGCCAGACUUUGGCCAAGGCGACUGAGAAGUCUCUCCCUCAAGAAGUCCACCCACUAGAAGCGCUGUUUAAACGGCCUGCCCCAGGCUCGGCUGAACCCGAACCUCAACCCGAGCCGAAUGCGCAAUUCAGUUUCUUUGGUCAGGAUGAUAUAGAAUCCGAAGAGGAGAUGGAGGAACCAGCUGCGCCGCAAACGCCGUUCACGAAGAACGACUUGCAAAGUCGAGGAUUAAGGAGCGCCGCUCCAACACCUGAUACUGCCUUGUUUAAUCGGGCCGUGAACUGGAAUCGGGAUCAGGACGAGCCCGUGGACACGGAUGAUGAACCGUACACCACCACCACUCCGGUUCCGAAGACCGGAGCCGCAUCGAAGGAAGAGUCUGAUUUCACGAAAUGGUUCUGGGAGAACCGUGGAGACAACAACCGUGCCUGGAAGAAACGACGGCGAGACGUCGCCAAGGAGCAGAGACAGCGAGAGAACAGGAAAAAGGGGAUGAGGGGCAAAUCUUAA
Messenger RNA from Aspergillus affinis, 1572 nucleotides. RefSeq lists its product as uncharacterized. The transcript has a single exon. Lineage: Eukaryota; Fungi; Ascomycota; Eurotiomycetes; Eurotiales; Aspergillaceae. The coding region runs from base 1 to 1572 and encodes 523 amino acids. The record is from RefSeq and is a predicted model, not a curated record.